Molecule: messenger RNA, 618 nt
Organism: Staurois parvus
Lineage: Eukaryota; Metazoa; Chordata; Amphibia; Anura; Ranidae
Source: the annotation of a GenBank genome assembly
CGCGGGCACUGGGUCAGACAUUGGAUCGUCUGGCUGGACAGCGGGCACUGGGUCACCAGGCAUCAGGUCAUUUGGCUUGACAGCGGGCACCGCGUCAUCUGGCAAGGCAGUGGGCUCCGAGUCAACAGGCACGACAGUGAGCACCGGGUCAUCAGGUACCGGAUUGUCUGGCUCGACAGCGGCGGCACCGCGUCAUCUGGCAAGGCAGUGGGCUCCGAGUCAACUGGUAUGACCGUGGGCACUGGGUCAGACAUUGGAUCGUCUGGCUGGACAGCGGGCACUGGGUCACCAGGCAUCAGGUCAUUUGGCUUGACAGCGGGCACCGCGUCAUCUGGCAAGGCAGUGGGCUCCGAGUCAACAGGCACGACCGUGAGCACCGGGUCAUCAGGUACCGGAUUGUCUGGCUCGACAGCGGGCAUCGGGUCACCAGGCAUCAGGUCAUUUGGCUCGACAGCGGGCACCGGAUCAGGUACCGGAUCAUCUGGAUCAACAGCGGGCAUCGAGUCAACUGGCCUAAUAGGAUCGUCAGGCUGGAUCAGUUCAUCAUGCUGGGUAGAGGCAUCAGGCCGAGUAGAGGCUUCAGGCCGAGUAGAGGCAUCAGGCCGAGUAGAGGCUUCA